UCCUUUGCAGUCCCUCCCCUACCUUUCUUCCUCUUCCUCUCCUGAUCUACCCGAUCUCACGACCCAACCCAACCCAACCCAGAAUCUCUCCUCUGCUCUACCACCGCCGCGCCGUACCACCGUCCCCGCAACCCCUCCGACAAAGUUCCACGUGCCUCGCCGCCAUCGCCGUCCCCCUUCUUCCUCGUCGCCGGGAGAUCGCGUUCCUGCCGCCUCCGCCCCUUCCCCCGCAGUCUUCCGCCGCACGUUGGGUUUCGAGGACUAAAAAAGGGUCUGUCAAGGCAGGGCCGUAAUCUAAGUUGACUCCAACAUGUCGUCGAAGAAGAUAGAGCUAGACCACAAGGACAUGGUUCAUGAUUCUGCCAUUGACUACUACGGGAAGCGCCUUGCCACAGCCUCCUCAGACUCCACCGUGAAGAUCACCAGCAUUGGAGGUGCGUCUGCCCCAUCCCAGCUCCUUGCGACCCUCACUGGCCACUACGGUCCUGUGUGGCGUGUGGGAUGGGCCCAUCCCAAGUACGGUUCAAUACUCGCAUCCUGUGGCUAUGAUGGCCGUGUGAUAGUCUGGAAGGAGAGCACGACUGGGCAAUGGUCUCAGGCCCAUGUGUUUGGCAACCACAAGUCCUCAGUUAACUCCAUUGCCUGGGCUCCGUAUGAACUCGGCCUUUCCCUUGCCUGCGGGUCCUCCGACGGCACCAUCUCUGUCAUGUCCAUGCGGCCUGACGGAGGAUGGGAUGCCGCAACCAUCGAGCGGGCACACCCUGUUGGCGUCACAGCGGUCUCCUGGGCUCCUGCAGCAGCACUUGGGUCCAUGGUUGGCUCAGACCAGCUUGUCCACAAGCUUGUGUCCGGUGGCUUUGACUCUGUCGUCAAGGUGUGGGAGUUUGUGAACGGUGGCUGGAAGCUGGAGAGUUCCCUGGUCUCUGACAUGCACACAGAGUGCGUGAGAGACGUCUCGUGGGCGCCGGUCCUGGGCCUGGCAAAGUCCACCAUCGCCAGCGCCUCCCAGGAUGGCAAGGUCGUCAUCUGGACCAAGGGCAAAGGAGGAGGCGACAAGUGGGAAGGCAAGGUGAUGCGCGACUUCGAGGCUCCUGUGUGGAGGGUGUCCUGGUCCCUGACGGGAGACAUGCUCUCCGUCGCCGCCGGCGAGGGCGACAUCACGCUGUGGAAGGAAGCGUCGGACGGGCAGUGGGAGUCGCUGUGGACCAAGGGGUCAGAUGAGCCGCAGCAGCAGGAGACCGAGCAGGCGGCAGCGGAGGUUGCUGCGCAGUAGGGGAGUUGCGUGAUUCAUGUUUUCUAGUGCCCAUGUGUGCUGAUGAUACUGAUAGAGAUUAUUCGUUUCCACCUGCUUUUUUUUGGUGCGUCUUUUGCUGUCGUUUCUACUACUACAUGAACAAUGUCUGAGAAUCGCACUGUUAAAAUUUACUGGUCGAUCAUGUACUUUGUCUACACCUGUCAGAAUGUAUCAUCUCUUUGAACUGUCAUUUUAUCAUCGUGCGUUGGCUGUUAUAUAUUUA
Messenger RNA from Lolium perenne, 1517 nucleotides. Its product is annotated as protein transport protein SEC13 homolog B-like. Gene Ontology annotation, cellular component: COPII vesicle coat; nuclear pore outer ring. Gene Ontology annotation, molecular function: protein binding; structural molecule activity. The record is from RefSeq and is a predicted model, not a curated record. NCBI's taxonomy places the organism in Eukaryota, Viridiplantae, Streptophyta, Magnoliopsida, Poales, Poaceae. Gene Ontology annotation, biological process: COPII-coated vesicle budding; protein import into nucleus.